UUUUGAUUAAUAAAAUAAAUGUAUUACAACAGCUCGGUAGUUCAAUAUUUUGUUCACGAUGGCGCCAAAAUCUCAUCACUAAUCAGUUGGUCAACAAUACGCACGUGUACGAUUGAAGGCGCCACAGCUAAACGAACGGAAGUGUUUCGUACACGGAUAUGCUCAAAGCAAAGGAUCGUAGACCUACCCAGAGGAGGAGAAUGUAGCGACGAAGUUAUACCGAAGAAGAAGUUGAGGCCUCUACUUAAUAUUGAAGAUUCUAUUUGCAAAAAUCAAUGUCUACACGACAAUAAGAAAUUUUCCAAAAAAUUGUAACCAAAUCGAAAAAAAUUGAAAAAACUCUGAAAAAAUCUUGAAAUUCAUUCGAGAGCGUAUUACUUCACUAGCAUGUGGUUGGUCGCUGCAGGAAAUAGAGGAGAUCCUGUAAUCAAUCAAGAAUCAACUGAGAAAUCGAAGAACAUUUAGGCAACACGGGGAAUAAAAUAAAGUAUGAUGACAAGGCACUGAUUCUUAGUACUUUGAUUUUUUUCGGAAACAAGAAUCUGCUUACAAAAUUUAACAACGACCGAGAAUUAAUUGAUGGUGAGAUAUUCUACACGUUCAGCUACGAGGAAAAUUAUAGCCAGAUGAAAGCACUUGUUGAUGAGUUACAUAAAACAAUUGGAAGAGUAGUCGAAGGUGGUGGCGAAAAGUCAAAGGCUCGUCAUAUCGGUAAAGGAAAGUUAUUACCAAGAGAAAGGAUAAAUACUUUGCUCGACAAAGGUUCUUCAUUUCUUGAAUUCUCCCAACUUGCCGGUCACAAUAUGUAUGAAAAUGACUAUGUACCUGCAGGAGGAAUUAUCACAGGAAUUGGAAGGAUCGAGGGACAUAAAUGCGUUGUGGUGGCAAAUGACGCGACGGUAAAAGGUGGUUCCUAUUAUCCCAUAACUGUUAAAAAACAUCUACGAGCACAGGAAAUAGCAAUGGAGAAUAAACUGCCUUGUGUCUAUUUGGUAGAUAGUGGUGGGGCUAAUUUGUUGCGUCAAGCCCAAGUUUUUCCCGACAAGGAACACUUUGGUAGAAUUUUUUACAAUCAAGCCCAAAUGAGUUCUAGGGGUAUCGCGCAAAUUGCAGUUGUCAUGGGCAGCUGCACCGCUGGUGGAGCUUACGUCCCUGCCAUGGCUGAUGAGAAUAUUAUAAUUGAAAAACAAGGUACUAUCUUUUUAGCUGGACCACCGCUCGUCAAAGCAUCAACUGGGGAAGCGGUUUCCUCUGAAGAUUUGGGAGGAGCGGCUUUACAUUGUCGGACUUCUGGAGUGACUGACCAUUACGCAGUAAAUGAUACCCACGCCUUGUAUUUGGCGCGACGGAUAGUGAAAAAUUUGAAUCAACAAAAGCAUCCGGAUCUUGGCAUCGCCAAGGAAGUUGUCCCACCUUUGUAUGCAGCGGAUGAGAUAUAUGGAAUUGUCGGAGCAAACUUGAAGCGCCCUUUCGAUGUGAGGGAAGUCAUAGCUAGGCUAGUAGAUGGGUCACAGUUUGACGAGUUCAAAGAACAGUAUGGAGAAACUCUGGUCACUGGCUUCGCUAGGCUACAUGGUUGCCCCAUUGGAAUCAUUGCUAACAACGGCGUACUUUUCUCUGAAAGUGCACUGAAAGGUGCCCACUUUGUUCAACUGUGCGAUCAAAGAAAGACUCCGCUAAUAUUCUUACAAAAUAUCACCGGUUUCAUGGUUGGAAGAGACGCAGAAUCCGGAGGGAUUGCUAAAAAUGGGGCAAAGAUGGUGAUGGCUGUAGCCUGUACGCAGGUCCCUAAGAUUACUUUGGUUAUCGGUGGAUCGUACGGCGCUGGAAAUUAUGGUAUGUGCGGUCGAGCUUAUUCUCCGAGGUUCAUGUAUUCUUGGCCAAACGCGAGGAUAUCCGUCAUGGGAGGUGAACAAGCUGCCGGAGUUUUGGCACAGGUUACAAAAGAUCAACGAGCCAGAGAAGGGAAACCGUGGACCAAAAAAGAAGAGGAUGCUUUGAAGAAUCCAUUGAUUAACCAAUUUGAAACUGAAGGGAGUCCGUAUUAUUCUAGUGCAAGGCUUUGGGAUGACGGCGUGAUAGAUCCAGCGGAUACGAGAGCGGUACUUGCAGUAAGUUUAGCGGCUGCAUUGAACGCACCUAUUGCAGAUAGCAGAUACGGUGUCUUCCGGAUGUGAAUAUUGUAUUCACAGUUUCAAUUUUAUGAAUACAAAUAUGUACAGAAUGUACGUACGUACGGUAAGUCGUGAAAGCGCUAUCCCAAAGAUGCUCUGUUGGUUUUUGUUUCUUGCUUUUUGCAAGAAGGAACAACAUGAAUCUCUACCCAUAUUCUAAAACCAAAGUAUACUUGACGAUAUGUUAUAAAAUACGUGUCAUAUUUAAUGCAAAGUUAAAAAUGUCGUCAAUCUUUUUGAAUAUACAUAUUUCAUGAUUA
Messenger RNA from Athalia rosae (coleseed sawfly), 2434 nucleotides. RefSeq names its product methylcrotonoyl-CoA carboxylase beta chain, mitochondrial (gene Mccc2). Gene Ontology annotation, biological process: L-leucine catabolic process. The coding region runs from base 627 to 2177 and encodes 516 amino acids. The record is from RefSeq and is a predicted model, not a curated record. NCBI's taxonomy places the organism in Eukaryota, Metazoa, Arthropoda, Insecta, Hymenoptera, Athaliidae. Gene Ontology annotation, cellular component: mitochondrion; methylcrotonoyl-CoA carboxylase complex. The transcript has 8 exons. Gene Ontology annotation, molecular function: methylcrotonoyl-CoA carboxylase activity.